CGACCGCUGCCGUGCGUAAUAAUAACAGUGCAUAAUAUUGCCAAUAUGUGAUUCCACUCGCCACUGCAGUGUGGUGGUCGGCCGUCGCCGCGUUCGCUAUUCGGCUCUAUUGUCGUCGUCGUACCUAAUAUUAUAUAUUAUUAAUUUUCCUUUCCUAUUACGUAUUAUUCCUCGUAACUGCCGUUCUCAUUUAUUAUUCACGAAUUCAGGAUAGUAGUUAUACCUUUACGGCGUGGUUCGGUAUAUUUUGUUAUUCAUGUAUGCGGUACCUAACGAAUCGAUGAGUGGAGCCCUCAUAAAUCGUGCGCGCUACUCGUUGUAGUAACACGCGACCAGAAAGGUCGUAAAAACGGAUAUUUUCAAGAAAAAUCCUGAUCCAAUGUAAAACGCUAUAACCAACCAUGGUCGUAAAAAAAGAGUACAACAUUGAUUGGGUUUUGCCAAAACUCAGGAAUCGACGGUUAUUUUGGAACGUCGCGUCUUGCAUCACAUUAGCUGCCGUCGGUAUAUUCAGCAAGAUUUUCAUCAAAUGGUUCAACAAGGCAAAAGUAUACAAUCUCGUCUCGUUCGAUAAAGCGAUCAAUCGACCUAAGCACGUACCUCUCAUCACAGUAUCUAACCAUGAUUCUUGUUUUGAUGAUCCUGGUAUUUGGGCUGCACUUGGUUGGAAGAAUUUAAUAAUGUCAAAUAAAAUGCGCUGGGCAUUGGCCGCCAAUGACAUAUGCUUUACAAAUCCAUUCUGUGCACAUUUUUUUAUGCUUGGUCAAUGUGUGCCAACGAUUCGAGGUGCUGGAGUAUAUCAGGAGGCAGUUAAGUUUGGUGUAGAACUGUUGUCUAAGGGUAAAUGGCUGCAUAUUUUCCCUGAGGGGCGUGUUAAUAUGAGCAAAACCUACAUACGCCUUAAAUGGGGAGUUGGUCAAAUGAUAUAUGAAUCCCCUGUUUUGCCUAUUGUUGUACCUAUUUGUCAUGUAGGAAUGGAAACUAUAUUGCCUAAUGAACCACCAUAUUAUUUACGAACUGGUCGUAAAGUAACAUUUAAUUUUGGUGAGCCUAUUGAUUUAAAUGGACUAGUAUCGAAAUUAAAAGAAUCCAAUGUGACUGAAGAGGAAGCCCGUAGAUUAAUUACUGAAAAAAUUGAAGAAGAAUUAUAUAAAUUGCAAAAAGACACAAUAUUGUUACACAACAAGUUAAAUUCUUGACAGUCUGGCUUGCAAUGAUUGAAAUAUAAAUACUUUAGAGUAGAGUUUCAAGAAAUGCAUUUUGCAAGGAAUGUCUUCAAAAGCUUAAAAAAAAAAACAGAAAUACUUAACAGUGUUAUGUAUGAAUAUUAACAAAUUAUGUCUGUUUAGAUAAUUUACAGAUAAUUCAUAAAACUUUAUGUUUUAGUAUUGUUAAUAAGUAGUUUAUUGAAUAUCACAUAUUUUUAUGUAUAAACUUAAUUGUAUAACCAUAAUCAUUUGGUCCUCAAUUAUAUAUAUUAUAUAUAUAUUAUUUUUUCAAUAAAUAUUUUUCAUAAAUGUAUCUAUUAAAUAUUUUAAAUUAAAAAUGUAUCCAUAUUUGACAUUUCAGUCAAUAACCUCCGUCCAAUCAAGUAUACGUGAAUGAUAUUUAUUCAAAAUAAUUUAUACUUAAUUACAUGAAAGUCAUUUAACUAUAUUUUAAUAUAAAAUUUACUUAGUACUUAUUUUGAAUGGGUACUUUGAUCAUGGUUGUUUCAAUAAUAAGCAUGAUUAGUCAAUUUCUUAAUACCUACUUCUGGGAAUGUAAAAAAAAAUUUUUUUAAGACAUACUUUGCCAUUAAAACAGGUAUGAGACUUGUUUUUAAUUUGUUUUCUUUUAGCUGUUAUAUAAAUUCAUUGUAACUCUUGCCAAUAUUUUGUGUACCAAAUGCAAAUUAUAUUGUGUUUGUAUUAUUAUUUAUUUUUAUUCAGUUUAAUUAUAAUACUUAUGUAUUUUUCUACUCAAGAUCAUUUAUAAUCAUUGUUAUACUUAAAGUUAUUAUAGUAUAUUGUAUAUUACAACAUAAUAUUAAUACAUUUUUAAGUAUAAGUUUUUUUUUUUUUUACUUAUUAUUGACUUAAGAAUUGAGCUUAGUGUCAAAUCUAUUUGUGUUACACGGUAUUAUUUUAAAUCAACAAUGUGGUCAUUGGUUACCAAUUUCGGGACACAUUGUAAUUUAAUAAAAUAUAUUAUCACCUAAUUUAAAACCAAUUAUAAUAUUAUGUAUUUACUUAAUAUAAUAUUAUAAUUGUAAUAAUUUUUUUUACAAAUUUGUUAUUUAAAAUGUUAAAAUUACUUAAAUUAAUAAUAAUGCUACCUACAUUUUUAGAUGUUUUGUUAACAAAUGCUAAAAUGCUAGUUGUAUUAAAUUAUCAUUUAUUAAUUUUAAUUUACAUGGUUGUAUAAAAAUUAUUAAUAUUUAGGUAUCAAUUGUGUAUAAUAUAUUAAACUGUAAAAUAUUGAAUUGCAGUUAACAAUAUUUUAAGUGUGCAUAUAAAAACUUAUGAUUACAGGAGGUCAAUAAUUAAUUACUAUUCAUUUGGUUGUGGACUGGAAUAUUUUGCUCAACUUCAAUUUUUUAAUUGUGCUUUUUAUUAAAUUCUACAUUUACGCACAACCUAAAAUACAUUGCCAUAUAUUUGUUCAAAUAAAUCUUAAUUUAUUUAUUACUAAAAAAACCCUAUUUAAAUUUAAGUAUAAUAUUUUCUUCAAUUAAUAAAAUGUUAAGGUGUUGUAGUAUAAUCAUUACAUACCUAAAAUAUAUAUUUUAACUAUACUUUAUUUUUCUUAUACUGUAUCAAAGAAUAUUGUGUUUGGAUUAUUCUUCAAUUCUUAAAAAUAUUUUUUCUGCAAUAUUGACUAAGUAAUUGAGCAACGAAAAUAAUUAUGUGCAUACAUUAUAGGUAUUGUAUAAUUAGAAUAUAGUUAUGUGAUUUUUAUGAUUUGUUAUUUUAAUAAAAUACUAACUUACUUCUUAA
This is a messenger RNA of Aphis gossypii (cotton aphid), 2978 nucleotides long. RefSeq names its product tafazzin (gene Taz). Gene Ontology annotation, biological process: inner mitochondrial membrane organization; cardiolipin acyl-chain remodeling. Gene Ontology annotation, cellular component: mitochondrial membrane. Bases 402 to 1199 code for a protein of 265 amino acids. The transcript has 4 exons. Lineage: Eukaryota; Metazoa; Arthropoda; Insecta; Hemiptera; Aphididae. The record is from RefSeq and is a predicted model, not a curated record. Gene Ontology annotation, molecular function: 1-acylglycerophosphocholine O-acyltransferase activity.